Molecule: messenger RNA, 2057 nt
Organism: Fimicolochytrium jonesii
Lineage: Eukaryota; Fungi; Chytridiomycota; Chytridiomycetes; Spizellomycetales; Powellomycetaceae
Exons: 3
Coding region: 90-1760 (556 amino acids)
Source: RefSeq, a predicted model, not a curated record
CGGACCUGUUCUCAACCACCACCAUUACGGAUGGGCAUGUAAGUAGAAGGGAGAUUGGAUACAGCUGCCUUGCUCCUCAGCAUCGCGACAUGGCGUCCCGCGGCGAUUCCGAGGACCAUUCGGUCCAGCUUAUGCACGACCUGACAGCGGGAUUCGGCAGCUUGUCCUUGGGCGCAUCCUCAUCAGAGGGCUUCGGGGCGCCGACGCGGCACUCGCUGUUGUUUCAGUCUCGACCUCUUUUCUCAUCGCCUCCCUCGUCCGACGUGCACAACGCUCAGUUCGCCAGUCGUUAUCAGCGUUUUGCAGUUGUGAGCAAUGCACUGCCUGCUUCUCGUCCCUUCGUGCCCACCUUUUCUCUGGCCAGGCAACGACGGCAGAGUCUGACUUUUGAGGACAUCUUAGCAAGGGAGAGACGAAAAGGUGACCUCACCGUGGAAGAUGAGUCUUGGCUUUUGGAUGGUCCGGAUCGCAUGAUUACCGACGCCUCAUCAUCUAUCUCUCCGUCUUCUCAUUAUCCAUCGCCUUCAACUCCCACUGUGGACGCGGGGGCUUUAUUGCCGCCAAGCAAUUCCAGUACGCAUACGAAUAUAGCUGCCCUUGAGCCACCCACUCCCAACGCGUCGAAUCGAUUAGCGAGCCAUCGAAAGAUUUCGCUCAUAGGCAUGAACGAAACCAUGACACUCUCACCGCAGCCAAAAGUCGAGAGGCACUCGGGAUUGCACAUAACAGCGGAUGGUUUGGGGAUUACAGCUCGCACUAUCGGAAGCGUCCCAUCUUCGACGAAUGUUGACAUAGAGAGAAGCGCGAACACGCCCAGUUCAAGGCAUAUAGCGGGAGAAUUGUCAGCGGCAAACCUCGAUUCAGACACAGAUUUUAUGCGGUAUUCGCCAGCACUGAUGUCUGCAAGGACGUGCUAUGAAGAUCCCGUUUUUCGUUUCACAGCGUCUGUUGCGUCACCGUCGAAAGCAGUAAAGUCAACUCGCACCAUUGCGACUACCGGUAAGCCGCGCUCUUUGCGACCGACCACCGCAGCGUUACAUUCCGCGUCGCCAUCAGCGAGACCAACGAAUGUCACCAAGACUUCGUCACCGGCAAAGCGCGUGAUUGCAAGUUCACGAACGGAAAAGGUGGGGCGUAGCCAAAUGAGCGAGGGCAUGGAACCAGGUGAACGGCCACGGCCUGCUGUCGAAUACAAUAUCGACAUUAGCAUUACAGUGCCUCCUGCAGUCGAGGAGUACACGAACGAGAUGAAGCAUGUUCGAUUACAACAAACCCAAACAGCGUACCAUGCUACCUCCAAGGACGACCAUUCCACCCCAUCUCUAGAUAUGAUCCGAAGCAGCUGUGACCCAGCAUCUCAGUCGCCUUCCACGCCAAGGAGUCGUUCGGGACUCCCACGGCCGUCCCCUGGCAAACACGUAGACGCCACCCCAUCUCCUCUGAUCGCCCGUCUUGCGUCCCACCUCCUUACGUCAGAUUCUCCUCCAAUGGUCAAACGGAAAGGCGGUGAUGAUGAACACUUGGUCUCGUUGGUGCGAGCGCAGAAAUUCAGUCGAGGCGGCAGUCGGUUGCCUGUGGCAUCGAGCCCGAGGCCCGCCAGCGCCCCUCGGCGUUCUCUGGGAUUGGGAAACAGGAAGGAUGGCUCGGCUAUCAAGAGCAGGUUGUCCGAGGUUCCCCUCAGGUGCGCAACAAGACCUUCUAUUUUUUCAUGUCCUUUUCAAGCGUUUUUCUAUCCUUGUAAUCACCUGCUGAUUGCGUGAUUGGUAAACCCAAUCAUAUUACAGAAUUGCGAGGAGUAUGCAACCACACACGACACCAGGAUAAAAGCAAUAUGCCUUCAUACCAGGAAAAUGGAUACCCACGAUCAUUGCGGUUUUCUUUGUUCAUUCGAGUUCAAUCUUUUUGGAUUUGACAGAAUCAGCCUCUCUCAUUAUUCAUCAUCGGAGAACCAUGUAGGCAUCUCUUUUGCUCAGACAACUAUCCACAUUUCAUAUAGCGGACACAUAAUCAUUCGAGACGCACAUCUUCUCCUAAAGACUGUUAAGUCAAUAAUGAUA